AUGGAAGGCAAAACUGAACCAGACCGCAUGUCCGAAGGCUUGCAUACACUUCCACAGCCUCACGCCAGCGAAGCUUCCUACGACCCCCCGCCGAUCAAGAGCAAGAUUUCGCGCAUGCAAACCAAGCUUCGAGAUGUUUUGAAGCUUUCUGAUCCUUCUUCGCUAAUUCUGAACGGCCAUAAUGUCAAUCACAUCAAUAUCGCAGGUCGUUUGCCCUUCUCUGGCAUCACAACUUUGUCUCCGGCAACGAAUACUGUGGGACCUGCAUUUGUGACCUGGGCGCCGGAUUCCAACAUCGCUCCUCUGGCAACUGCUUUCAUCUACACCGAUGAAUCUGGCCAGGCAACGUCUUCCUCGCUGUUGUGCGACACAGAUCUCUUCAGCAGUGCCUACAGUACCACUGUAGAAGACUGCAGCUAUUCUGUCUGCCCGUCUCAGUACCUGGAUCCUGACUGUAAUCUGUACAUCAACUCCUUGGUCGUAGAUCGGGCCGACCCGAUAUCUCCUACAGUACAAAUUCAAACUGUAUCUGAAAGUUACUGCUAUGUUACGACGACUGCGAAUAACGGAAGCUGCAAUAUCGGUUGUGCAGCAGCACUGGCGCUUUUCACUGCUUCAGCCACACCAGUGCUGUAUGAUGGAGCGCUUUCUAGCUUGAGUGACAACAUCUACUUCCUCCCUGAUAUCACAAGCAAUGCUGGGUCCUGGGUGGGCUUCUCACGCCAGACUGUCGCGUUAGACCAGCCUGCUUCUUUCGCCGCAGGCAUUACGACAACCAUCACGACAGAAAAUGGACCUGUCUCAACAAGUUCAGCUAGCUCUGGCCCCACAAUUCCCGCCCCGGGCUCCAGUUCAAUCAGCACGACCUCAGCAUCCAGCUCGGAGAGCACCGCGAGCUAUAGUGAUCCUGACCAGAGUGUUUCAAAUCCUUUCUCGACGACUUCGUCUGACUCCACUACUACAACAGCACAAUCAAUGACGACUCCGCUCGAGUCCACCACGACGGUAUCGGACUUGUCGAGCACCAGCUAUAGUCAGCUCACAAUCACCAGCUAUACCUAUGUGGACGGACCCAAUGGUCAGACCUCAAGCAGUGCGUUGACGAUAACUUCGACUGUCGUCGUUGUUCCGGACACUACAGCACCGUCGAUACAAGGAAACUCAGAUGCUGGCACGAACUCCAUGAUUCUCACAUCAAGUCUGAGAUUGAAUGACGGUAAUGAGAAUGCUUCACUUUAUCGUGCACGAGAUUCGAACUCCCAUGUUUUGCGAUGGGAAGGGGAGAUGCUAACCACUGCACCAGCACGAUCUGUUUGGUGGAUGGAGAGUGAUCAAUUUCAGAUCUAUCAUAUACCUGGACCUGGACCCAGCGAAAGUGAAACGUUCAGGGGCAGUGAGCUGCAGGUAGGUAGCCUCUUUUUCGACCAUCACCAACCAGUCAAGACGGGAGAUAUGUAUCUGCUGAAAUGCAGUGUACUUCUUCCAUGCAUAAUCCUAUCUGUUCUCCAACGACAACAUGGCCUUAAGAGUCGUACUUUUUCCACUCUCGGUGCUACACACGCUCUUCGCCUUCUCAUCUUUUUCCUUCGUGGACUUCAAAAUCUGACCACAACUGGUUUUUUUUUUUCCCUGCUUCUCAUUCACACACACGGACCCAUCGAGAGCAAUCAAGAUCCUGAACAUCAUUCUUUUGCAGUUCCACCUGACGAAACGGCUGCGGGAAAUUCAAAACGCGAUGGUACGGGCUAUAUGCAAGCAGCCUUCUUUUUUCAAAAAGAAGAAAAAAGAGGAAGUUCGGCCCUUGCUCUCAGCUACCAACCAUCAGCUUGCCUAAAUUUGAAAAAAAAAAACUUCUAG
Messenger RNA from Pseudocercospora fijiensis CIRAD86, 1857 nucleotides. RefSeq lists its product as uncharacterized. The transcript has 13 exons. The record is from RefSeq and is a predicted model, not a curated record. NCBI's taxonomy places the organism in Eukaryota, Fungi, Ascomycota, Dothideomycetes, Mycosphaerellales, Mycosphaerellaceae. Bases 1 to 1857 code for a protein of 618 amino acids.